This is a messenger RNA of Pan troglodytes (chimpanzee), 5262 nucleotides long. It is a transcript of the gene MIS18BP1, whose product is annotated as MIS18 binding protein 1. The transcript has 17 exons. Gene Ontology annotation, cellular component: chromosome, centromeric region. The coding region runs from base 941 to 4339 and encodes 1132 amino acids. The record is from RefSeq and is a predicted model, not a curated record. NCBI's taxonomy places the organism in Eukaryota, Metazoa, Chordata, Mammalia, Primates, Hominidae.
AGAUCCCUUGGAGUUCCAGACUGCAGUGAGCCGUUAUUGCGCCACUGCACUCAGACCUAGGCGACAGAGCGAGACCCUGUCCCCCACGCCCAAAAAAUCGUAUUUCCUGAGGGAACAGUUCCAACUAAACAUCCCACUUUGUGCGUAACUUUACAUUCAAUCCAUCAUCACCUCAAGAACAAAAUGUUCUUUCUCCGCCUCAAACAUGGAGGAGAGAAAAACAGAAGUUCUCUCAAACCCACCGAGCACGCUGUUUUCCUGAGACGGAAAAGAAGGAUAACAGCCGCUACGGCGCACAGCCUGUAGGGGAGGACGGCAGCCAGGAAAGGCCAAACUUAGCCGCAGUAGCGCCGGGGCGCGCUCGCGGCCCACGGCGUCCCACGUCGUCCCACGUAAGCCUUGUCCCGGCAGAGCUUCACGAGAGGAAAGGCGGGAUUCAGGGUGGGCGCGUGCCCUACGAAGACGAAACGAACUUUGAAGACAACUAGAGGAGCUCGCCCCCUGCCUGUGACAGCUUAGGGUCGCCUACUUUUUGUGGACACACUGCCGUCCACGGAGUGCAGAGGCCGCCUGCAGUUUUCUUGCGUCCCUGUGAGACGCACGGUGGCGCAAUUCCCGAGCGUGCCAAUCCCGGGCUGGCUGGAGGGCGGGCUCUUCAAAUUUGAAUUGCGGAAGUGUUUUGUGUGUUAGAGAACGUCGCGGAGGAGGUAAGCGUCGGUUGGCGCCUGGCCGCCGCGGGCAGGAUCCACCGUGGGCCUGAGGCGCGAGCCCGGCGGCGUGCGGCCCUCUCUCCGCGCGGAGCCGAGCCGGAACUGCGGCAGUCUCUCCCUGCCAGGCUCUUCAUCCAAGGUUUCUGUGGAUCCCUUCUGAAGUUCUAUCUGAAAAUUGCGCUUAAGUGAAUUUUCUGUUAGAAGAACUUGGUUGCUACUCUCUGGUCAAGAUGAUUGCAACACCUUUGAAACAUUCAAGAAUUUACUUACCUCCAGAGGCAUCUUCUCAAAGGAGAAAUCUACCCAUGGAUGCAAUCUUUUUUGACAGCAUUCCAUCAGGCACACUUACUCCUGUAAAAGAUUUGGUGAAAUAUCAGAACUCCUCCUUAAAAUUGAAUGACUAUAAAAAGAAUCAGUUCCUAAAAAUGACAACUUUUAACAAUAAAAAUAUAUUUCAAUCAACUAUGCUAACAGAGGCUACUACCUCUAACAGUUCUCUUGAUAUCAGUGCUAUAAAGCCCAACAAGGAUGGAUUAAAAAAUAAAGCAAACUAUGAAUCACCAGGAAAAAUAUUUCUAAGAAUGAAAGAAAAAGUACUGCGUGACAAGCAAGAACAGCCAUCAAGAAACAGUAGUUUGUUGGAACCACAGAAAAGUGGAAAUAAUGAAACCUUCACUCCUAACAGAGUUGAAAAAAAAAAAUUGCAGCAUACCUACCUAUGUGAAGAAAAGGAAAACAACAAAUCAUUCCAGUCAGAUGGCAGUUCACUAAGAGCCUCAGUCCAAGGAGUUCCUCUAGAAUCAUCAAAUAAUGAUAUUUUCCUCCCGGUCAAACAAAAGAUUCAGUGCCAGCAGGAAAAGAAAGCACCACUGCACAAUUUAACUUACGAACUUCCAACUCUGAACCAAGAACAGGAAAAUUUUUUGGCUGCAGAAGCCCGAAACAAGACAUUAACUAGAGCUCAGUUGGCUAAACAAAUUUUUCACUCAAAGGAGAGUAUAGUUGCAACCACUGAGUCCAAAAAGGACACGUUUGUUUUAGAAAGCGUUGAUUCUGCUGAUGAACAAUUUCAAAAUACUAAUGCUGAGACUCUUAGUACUAAUUGUGUUCCUAUUAAAAAUGGCAGCCUGUUAAUGGUUUCUGAUAGUGAGAGGACAACAGAAGGGACUUCGCAACAGAAAGUUAAGGAAGGAAAUGAAAAAACAGUGCCUGGAGAGACAGGUCUUCCAGGUUCCAUGAAAGAUACAUGUAAAAUUGUACUUGCAACACCAAGACUUCAUAUAACAAUACCUCGGAGGUCAAAAAGAAAUAUUUCAAAGCUUUCUCCUCCAAGAAUAUUUCAAACUGUUACAAAUGGAGUUAAAAAAAAUCAGGUAGUUCAGCUACAGGAAUGGAUGAUUAAAAGCAUCAAUAAUAAUACUGCUAUAUGUGUAGAAGGAAAAUUGAUAGACGUCACUAACAUAUAUUGGCACAGUAAUGUAAUUAUAGAGCGGAUUGAGCACAACAAACUUAGGACUAUAUCAGGCAACGUUUAUAUAUUAAAAGGCAUGAUAGACCAAAUUUCCAUGAAAGAAGCAGGAUAUCCAAAUUAUCUCAUAAGGAAAUUUAUGUUUGGAUUUCCAGAAAAUUGGAAAGAGCACAUUGAUAAUUUUCUGGAACAAUUAAGGGCUGGUGAAAAGAACAGGGAAAAGACCAAACAAAAACAGAAAACUGGAAGAUCUGUCCGUGACAUAAGGAAAUCAAUGAAAAAUGAUGCACGAGAAAACCAAACAGAUACCGCUCAAAGAGCCACCACCACUUACGAUUUUGAUUGUGAUAACUUGGAACUGAAGAGUAAUAAGCACAGUGAGUCACCAGGAGCUACAGAAUUAAACAUGUGCCACAGUAAUUGCCAAAAUAAACCAACAUUAAGGUUCCCAGAUGACCAAAUAAAUAAUACUAUUCAAAAUGGAGGAGGAGAUGACUUAUCUAAUCAGGAAUUAAUUGGAAAAAAAGAAUAUAAAAUGUCUUCAAAGAAACUAAAAAUUGGUGAAAGAACAAAUGAAAGGAUAAUAAAAAGUCAGAAGCAAGAGACAACUGAAGAAUUGGAUGUAUCCAUUGAUAUUCUAACCUCAAGGGAACAGUUUUUCUCAGAUGAAGAAAGAAAAUACAUGGCCAUCAAUCAGAAGAAAGCUUAUAUUUUAGUAACACCACUUAAAUCUAGAAAAGUGAUAGAGCAAAGAUGCAUGAGGUAUAAUCUGUCCGCUGGCACCAUCAAAGCAGUAACAGAUUUUGUAAUACCAGAGUGUCAAAAAAAAAGUCCCAUCAGCAAGUCCAUGGGGACUUUAGAAAAUACAUUUGAAGGUCAUAAAAGUAAAAACAAGGAAGAUUGCGAUGAACGUGACUUACUUACUGUCAACCAGAAAAUAAAAAUAUCUAACCUUGAAAAGGAACAAAUGCUCACCUCUGACUUUAAGAAAAAUACCAGACGAUUACCAAAAUUGAAGAAAAUAGAAAAUCAGGUAGCUAUGUCAUUUUAUAAGCAUCAGUCCUCACCAGAUUUGUCAAGUGAAGAAAGUGAAACAGAAAAGGAAAUUAAAAGGAAAGCUGAAGUUAAGAAAACCAAAGCAGGAAACACCAAAGAAGCAGUGGUUCACCUGAGAAAGAGCACAAGAAACACAAGUAAUAUUCCAGUGAUUUUGGAACCUGAAACUGAAGAAAGUGAAAAUGAAUUUUAUAUCAAACAAAAGAAAGCUAGACCUUCCGUCAAAGAAACUCUUCAGAAGUCUGGUGUUAGGAAAGAGUUUCCAAUUACUGAGGCAGUAGGAUCUGAUAAGACAAAUAGGCAUCCCUUAGAAUGCUUACCUGGUUUAAUUCAGGAUAAGGAAUGGAAUGAGAAGGAGUUACAGAAACUUCAUUGUGCUUUUGCAUCUCUUCCAAAGCACAAACCUGGUUUCUGGUCAGAUGUAGCUGCGGCUGUAGGUUCUCGAUCUGCUGAAGAAUGCCAGAGGAAAUACAUGGAAAAUCCCAGAGGAAAAGGAUCCCAGAAACAUGUCACUAAGAAGAAGCCAGCCAAUUCCAAACGCCAAAAUGGCAAGAGAGGUGAUGCUGAUCAGAAACAAACUAUUAAGAUAACUGCCAAAGUGGGAACUCUUAAAAGGAAGCAACAGAUGAGGGAAUUUCUGGAACAGUUGCCAAAAGAUGACCAUGAUGAUUUUUUCAGUACAACACCUUUACAGCAUCAAAGAAUACUGUUGCCAAGUUUCCAGGACAGUGAAGAUGAUGAUGAUAUUCUGCCAAAUAUGGACAAAAAUCCAACAACUCCAUCAUCAGUUAUCUUUCCAUUGGUAAAAACUCCUCAAUGUCAGCAUGUCAGUCCUGGCAUGCUAGGUUCUAUAAAUAGGAAUGACUGUGAUAAAUAUGUUUUUCGUAUGCAAAAAUAUCAUAAAAGUAAUGGUGGUAUUGUCUGGGGCAACAUCAAGAAAAAAUUAGUUGAAACUGAUUUCUCAACUCCAACACCAAGAAGGAAAACCCCAUUUAACACAGACUUAGGAGAAAACUCUGGUAUUGGAAAACUUUUCACUAAUGCUGUGGAAUCUUUAGAUGAAGAAGAGAAAGAUUAUUAUUUUUCGAACUCUGAUUCUGCAUAGUAAAAUGAGAAAAUAUGAUUCCUGGGAUUUUUACCAUAAAGCAGACAGUGUGUUUGUAUUUUCAACUGGAGUACAUGUAUUUUCUUUGUAAAGUAGCUUCCUAUGAAAAUGUGGACUUUUUUGAAGGUUUCAUAUGUUUGUGUUCAAAGUAAAAUAUCCUCAUUGCUGCAGCUUACUAAAAAUGUAAAGAAAAUUGUUUUUGCUCGUGUAGAUAUCUGUAAAUUUGUUUUUGCAUAUUAAAAUAUAUAUAGAUAAUUUUUUAAUAAGCAUCCAAGUCUGUUUACUUUAAGAAAAUCAUUUCCCAAACAGAUUUUUUUUUUUAUUUCAAGAAAAUUUUGCUACCAUUUAAGUAAGAGAAGGUGAGAAGGAUGACAGAGGUUGUAUUGGUAGCUAUUGAAUUCAUGAAAACUUUUAAGUUAGCAUUUGUUACCAGUUAUUAUCCAAGCCAGAGUAGGAUUUGUUACCAGUUGUUAUCCAAACCUAAUGUUUAAAUUACACAUCGUUGAAAUUAAAUUACACAUUGUUGACAUGCUUCUCUCCUGAUUGUUUUUAUUUUAAACUUGUGAUAGGCAUAUCUAUGAAACCUAUGUAAAUUUAGUUUAUUGCUUUACCAUUAUUUUACUAGGUAAAAUUAGAGAACAGAUUUUGUUCUCUAAUUUUUAAGCCUUAUUUACAUAUGCAGAAACAGCUUAAAUAUUUUGACUAGAUUAGACAAACAGUUAAUAGAUCCACCAUUAGGAAUCAAUAUAUUAUGUCAUAAUAAACAUCCUUUUUCUAUCACUGAAAUUUCUUUUAGAAAUAAACUUAUUUUUGCUUGUUAUGUUUUGAAACUUGACAUAGGAUAUUUUCCCUCUGGCUACACAUUCACCUACCUUUGUUCUCUAUUUAGAUUAUUAAAAUAAAGUUAGUUUGCUUUUAUAGUA